GGUUGGGCACUUAAAGCUAAUCAAAAAUUUGGACAUAGAGGCUCUGAUUUGGUUGUAAUGGCAGGAGAAGGUAACUUAGAUAGAGAUGAGAUUCCAAAAACUGAAACAAUUAACAAUUGA
Messenger RNA from Entrophospora candida, 120 nucleotides. The record is from the annotation of a GenBank genome assembly. NCBI's taxonomy places the organism in Eukaryota, Fungi, Glomeromycota, Glomeromycetes, Entrophosporales, Entrophosporaceae.